Molecule: messenger RNA, 1473 nt
Organism: Meyerozyma guilliermondii ATCC 6260
Lineage: Eukaryota; Fungi; Ascomycota; Pichiomycetes; Serinales; Debaryomycetaceae
Gene: URK1
Product: uridine kinase
Exons: 1
Coding region: 1-1473 (490 amino acids)
Cellular component (GO): cytoplasm
Molecular function (GO): ATP binding; kinase activity
Source: RefSeq, a predicted model, not a curated record
AUGGCCUCUAAGAUCCCCUCUAGAAUCAUUCCUCUGAAGAACGAUUCCUUCUUCAGUCCAGGACCCGAGGAAAGAGAAAAGGGAGCGUACAUUCCUCCAUGGACAGAACCGUACAUUAUUGGCGUGGCAGGUAAUUCAGGCUCGGGAAAGACAUCGGUGUCACAACGAAUCAUUCAGGAAUUGAACCAGCCUUGGACUGUGAUUCUCUCCUUUGACAACUUCUACAAGGAUUUGAAUCCCGAGGAACGUGAAAGAGCAUUUAAAAACCAAUAUGACUUCGAUGAGCCAGCAUCGUUCGAUCUCGAUUCUUUGGUAGAGACGGUGAAGUCACUCAGAGCCGGCAAAAAGACACAGAUUCCGGUGUAUUCGUUCAAAAACCAUGCAAGAACAAAGAAGGUGACGACAAUCUACGGUGCAAAUGUCAUUAUCAUCGAAGGUAUAAUGGCUCUUUACGAUUCUCGACUCACCGAUCUUAUGGAUCUUAAAGUGUAUGUCGAUACCGAUUUGGAUGUUUGCCUAGCGCGGCGGCUCACGAGAGAUACAUUGUUUCGUGGGAGAGACCCUAGUGGAGUCAUGGAUCAAUGGGAAGGUUUUGUCAAGCCCAAUGCAGUUAGAUAUGUCAACCCUACCAUGAACCAAGCCGAUAUAAUUAUUCCAAGAGGAUUGGAAAAUACAAAGGCAAUUGAUCUCAUGAUUCAGCAUGUUCAGAAACAGCUUGGAAAGAAAUCUGUGUUGCAUUUGCAGCGGUUGACGGAGUUGGGAAUCAAGCAAGAAUUUAACCUUGAAAAACACCCAAAUGUCAAAUUGAUACCAAAUAAUAACCACACCUUGGGUAUCAAUUCCAUUUUAUUUAAUGUUGAAACAGAGAGAACAGACUUUAUUUUCUACUUUGAACGAAUUUCCAUCCUCAUCAUCGAAGCUGCGUUGGAUGACUUGACUGCUUAUGAACCAAAGGAAGUCACCACUGCUACCAACUACAAAUUCAAUGGAAUCAAGCACAUUGGUGAGGUGGUAGCCGUCAACAUUAUUCGACUGGGGGACUGUUUUAUGACUGCUAUCAAAAAGACAUUUCCCGAAAUUUCCAUUGGAAAAUUGUUAAUUCAGUCUGAUUCUCUUACAGGAGAACCUCAAUUGCAUACGGAAUCAUUACCUAAAGACCUAUACAAGAUAAGCAAUGGCCGGGUAUUAUUGUGUGAUGCCCAGGUGAUUAGUGGGGCAGCAGCGAUUAUGGCAAUUCAAGUACUUAUUGACCACCAGGUACCUCAAGAAAACAUUAUUCUUUGUACCUACUUGUGUACUGAGUUAGGAAUGCGGAGAAUAUUACGAGUUUUCCCCGGAAUUAACAUGGUAAUUGGCAAAUUGAGUGAAUUGGAUAUGGGUGAAACACCAAAGGAUUAUAAUCCAGAAGGAUUCAAGGAUAUCCAUAGACCAUUCAGAAAGAGAUGGAUCGACAAGGUUUAUUUUGGAACAUGA